Nannospalax galili (Upper Galilee mountains blind mole rat) is the source of this 4712-nucleotide messenger RNA. It is a transcript of the gene Rgs3, whose product is annotated as regulator of G protein signaling 3. Gene Ontology annotation, cellular component: plasma membrane; nucleus. The transcript is spliced from 18 exons. Bases 58 to 1866 code for a protein of 602 amino acids. The record is from RefSeq and is a predicted model, not a curated record. Gene Ontology annotation, molecular function: protein binding. Gene Ontology annotation, biological process: signal transduction. NCBI's taxonomy places the organism in Eukaryota, Metazoa, Chordata, Mammalia, Rodentia, Spalacidae.
GCCACAUAGCCGAAGCCUGGGGACAGGCGCUCUUGCCCUGAACGCAGUGGACACGCCAUGGAGCGCUCCCUGCACCGCGUCUCCCUGGGGAGCCGGCGCGCCCACCCGAACUAUUCCUUCUAUCUCACCACCUUUGGUCAGCUGAAGCUGUCGAUUAACGCUCAGGAUCGGGUUCUGCUGCUGCACAUCAUAGAAGGCAAAGGCCUGAUGAGCAAAGAGCCUGGCACCUGUGAUCCCUAUGUGAAGAUUUCUUUGAUCCCUGAAGACACUCGACUGUGCUGUCAGAAGACGCAGACCAUUCCAGACUGCAGAAACCCAGUUUUCCACGAGCACUUCUUCUUUCCUGUCCUGGAAGAGGAUGAGCAGAAACGUCUCCUGGUGACUGUGUGGAACAGGGCCAGUAUGACCAGGCACCGUGCACUCAUCGGCUGCAUGAGCUUUGGGGUGAAGUCUCUUCUGACUCCAGACAAGGAGAUCAGUGGUUGGUACUAUCUGCUAGGGGAGGACCUGGGCCGGACCAAGCACCUGAAGGUGGCCAGGCGACGGCUACGGCCCCUGAGAGACAUACUGUUGAGAAUACCAGGAGAUGAGGACCCUGAGAAUGGUGAAAAACUCCAGAUCACCAUCCCGAGGGGCAAAGACGGCUUUGGCUUCACAAUCUGCUGUGACUCUCCAGUCCGAGUCCAGGCUGUGGAUUCUGGGGGCCCGGCAGAGCGGGCAGGGUUGCAGCAGCUGGACACGGUUCUACAACUGAAUGAGAGGCCUGUGGAGCACUGGAAAUGCGUGGAGCUGGCACAUGAGAUCCGGAGUUGCCCCAGUGAGAUCAUCCUGCUCGUGUGGCGUAUGAUCCCUCAAGUGAAGCCAGGGCCAGACGGUGGGGUCCUGCGGCGGGCCUCCUGCAAGUCAACACAUGAUCUCCUGUCACCCCCUAACAAGCGGGAGAAGAACUGCACCCAUGGUAUCCAGGCACGACCUGAGCAUCGCCACAGCUGCCACCUGGUGUGUGACAGCUCAGAUGGGCUGCUGCUUGGUGGCUGGGAACGCUACACCGAGGUGGGCAAACGUGGGGGCCAGCACACUCUGCCGCCACUGUCCCGGGCCACGACUCCUACUGAUCCCAACUAUAUCAUCCUGGCCCCACUGAACCCUGGCAGCCAGCUGCUGCGACCUGUGUACCAAGAGGAUACCAUCCCUGAAGAACCAGGGACUCCCACUAAAGGGAAAUCCUACACAGGCCUAGGCAAGAAAUCCCGGCUGAUGAAGACGGUGCAGACCAUGAAGGGCCACAGCAACUACCAAGACUGCUCAGCCCUGAGGUCGCAUGUCCCUCACUCGAGCUAUGGCACCUACGUCACCCUGGCCCCCAGAGUCCUGGUGUUUCCUGUUUUUGUGCAGCCCCUAGAUCUCUGUAACCCUGCCCGAACUCUCCUGCUGUCAGAAGAGCUGCUGCUGUAUGAGGGGAGGAACAAGGCUUCCCAGGUGACACUGUUUGCCUACUCUGACCUGCUGCUCUUUACAAAGGAGGAGGAACCGGGCCGCUGCACGGUCCUGAGGAACCCCCUCUACCUCCAGAGUGUGAAGCUGCAGGAAGGUUCUUCAGAAGACUUGAAAUUCUGUGUGCUGUACCUGGCAGAGAAGGCAGAGUGCUUGUUCACUUUGGAGGCUCACUCACAGGAGCAGAAGAAGAGAGUGUGCUGGUGUCUGUCGGAGAACAUCGCCAAGCAGCAACAGUUGGCAGCAUCACCACUGGAGAGGAAGAAACUCCACCCUUACGGCUCUCUCCAGCAGGAGAUGGGGCCCAUAACCUCCAUCAGUGCCACCCAGGAUAGAAGCUUUACCUCAUCAGAACAGACUCUGAUUGGCUGAGCAAGCCCAAGGGCGGGACUGUGCUUCUGACAACUUAACCCUUUCUGGGGCAUCCCCUACCACACAGUAACCUCACUUCAACUGGACCCCAAAUGGAAGACCAAGAUGGUGGGCCUAGGGUCAUCUGAAGGAAGUGGUACCAAGAGUGUGUGUAGACUGGCAACAGGAUGAACGGUGGUGUGAGAGGCCCUGUGGGCAUGUGCAGACUGGCACCAGGAAGUCCUGGAUGGAGAAGACUCAGAAAGCAAGUUCCCUUCAAGCAGAAGGAGGCUGAAUGGUACCUGGGCACUUUCUGGGCACCUCAGGCAAGAGGGAGAGGUCAUUCCAAUGGAGAACAAUGCCAUGACCCAUUCCCACCAGAAGACAUCUCACCUGCCCACUUGUCUUUCAUCUGGACACAUUCAUUUCUUCAUUCAGUGACCAUUUGGGGGCAUCUCCUUUGUGUCAGUAUCUGUGCGAGGGCCUGGGGAUACUGUGUAGAACCAAAUGCACAUGGCUUGUGCUUCCAUCAAGAUCCCAGUCCCAACAGGAAGCAGGCAUUAAAUAAAUCAACACCAAUAUGUGAUCAUACACUGGGAGAGUCUAUGCAGGAACACCACAGAUGCUUUUAGAUGGUAUGGGGUCUAGUUGCUGUGUAUGGGGUACAGUGAGGAAGGACGUAGCUUGCAAGCUGAGGCCUAUGGGCUAGAAAGGAGCCAGGAAGCCAAGGACUUAGGAGAGAGCCUUUCAGGCAGUGGGAAUAGUAUAUGAAGUGUUCCUGAGAUGAGAAGGAGCUUAGAGUGGAGGGAGGCUGGUGUGGCUGUAGUUUAGUGAGGAGGAAGAUGCAGUGAGGGCCAGACUGUGCAGGGCUUAGACGGUGAAUACAUUAUCGAGUUUCCUAUAUACAGUGGGGAGCCGUGGAAGGCUUGUGAGAAAGGGAGCCACAGAAGGUCAGGUACAUUUCUACAAGAUCAGAUUUCAGAUGGGAGGGGCCCAAGUGGGUGUGAGAUCAGUUGGGGCUCCCCUUAGGCUUCCAGAGGAAGGACGAUGGUGACUUAUUUAGAGGGUACUUGGAUGGCAGGUAUGUGAAUGCAAGGCUCUGGAAUGAGAAGCGAUGAUUUCCUCACCAUCACUUGCCCUCAUCCUCCACUGUGCUUUGCUCUCUCAGUGAUGUGAAGUUUGGGCCUCCAUCACAGAGGUUUUCUGGUCAUGUCAGAGCUAGGGGCCAGUGCUGAGCCUAUCCAUAGGCUUUGGGAGCAGUGAAACUCAGCCUGCUGAGGUGGGACAAUUCAUAGUCCCCAGCCUUCACAGAGAUUGCCUGCAGUCACCCUCUGAUGCUGAGAGGUCUGGUGGGAAGCCAGAGCCUUUCACUCUGGGAACUGCUUUGUUUGCUUUCUGUAGUGCUCCUAAGGGUCAGGGACCCAUGGCUAGAUGUAGCUCAGCAAUCUUCACAGAGACAGGGCAGAAGGCUGUGCAGGGGCAGGAAAGAAUCCAGCCCACUCUCUGCCCACCUCAGCCAGAGCUCGGGGCUGGGCAGCUGUCACAGCCUUUCCUAACUGUGAGGUCCGUAAGGAAGGAAUCCUAAGGCUGUGGAUUGGAGGGACAGAAGCCAUCUGCAAAAGGGUACCUGUAGGUGUAGGUACGGCGAGUGUGUGUGUGGGGUCAGAGAGAUGACCAAGACCAAAGAAGCCCCGACCUUGGUCAUUGAGUUAUCAUGUCAGCAUAUUUAGAGAAGGUUCCUAAGUUCUUGUGAGUUUCCUAAACUGCUGGGACCACUUGAACCCCCAAAUGGUGGCCUAGAAGAGAGCAUGUUUCUUAUUUCCCGUGUAUGUUCCUCCCAGCGUAGGAAAGAUGAGACAUGUUGAAUCAGCAGUUUAAUGGGGGAGGGGUGGAGCUGUAGGUGUCAGGCUAAUGCCCCACCCAGCAGGAAAAGAUGCUGCCUGGCCUGGGACAAGAGAUGCUCAGCACCAUUGCCAGCCAGCGCUUGGCCUGCAGGGGGAAUCUGAACAGCUAAGCAGCUCAGACAGCGAGCUGUACUUAGAUUUCAUUUGAUUCUCUUACACAAUGACAUUAAGGGGGAUGGGAGGCACAGGAGAAUUGCACCUGGGAAGUCAGCAAGCUUGCUUCUCCUGGGUCCAGUGACCUAACUCUGUCCAUCAAGCAGGUGCAGACAACAAGAGUCACAGAGAAAUGGAGGCUCUGAAUGCAGCACCCAGCCCUGGGGCUGGGACAUUCCUCCUAGCUUGCAUUGCAAACUCUUGUGUGGAACAGACACUCCCAUCAAGCUCACAGGCCUGCUGGCUGAUGGGAAAGAGAACAGGCCCCCCUGGUGGGUCCUGGGCUAACUUGCUCAGCAACUGUGGUGAGCCACAGCACCAUGGCUGCCCUGCCUCAUGAAUCAAUAUAGCAAUUAAUUUGGCGUCAAGGGCCCAAGAAGAUGAAAUAUGACCUGGAGGCCACUGCUCUUCAGUCCAUCCCAGCUGUUCAGGAGGACGAACAAGCCCUGGACAUUGCAUUGGAGAGUCAUAAUCACGGGAAACAUGACUGGGCCCCUCCCUGCAACAUAAAUCACGCUAAAAGCACACAAUGACCUCUUUCCUGAUGGGCCAAUUGUCUUGGGUGGAUGUCUUGGGCCUGGGAGCUGGGAAGGGAUGGGAACACAACCAUUUAUUGUUGAAAGGCCAUCUGUGCGCUUUGAAUACAAAGUGACCCUUUUAGUUCCCUCUACACCCUCGGAUCCCAUUUCAUGUUUACUAUGUCUCAGGCUUUGGGUCCCCAACUUAUCUCUGUUGUAAGCUGUCAUGCCCAGGACUUUUGGCCCUUUGGGAACUGGGACAACAUAGACCUUUUGGGAAUGGUGAUGCUUA